Mesocricetus auratus (golden hamster) is the source of this 3529-nucleotide messenger RNA. RefSeq names its product up-regulator of cell proliferation. The transcript is spliced from 6 exons. NCBI's taxonomy places the organism in Eukaryota, Metazoa, Chordata, Mammalia, Rodentia, Cricetidae. The record is from RefSeq and is a predicted model, not a curated record. The coding region runs from base 111 to 2897 and encodes 928 amino acids. Gene Ontology annotation, molecular function: GTP binding.
GCCCGACGCCCUAGCGGAGCGGGCGGGGGCAGCCUAUAGGCCCCACCCCGGCGCCCAGCGGCAGUCGCGCAAGCAACGGAGGAGGCGGGAGCGCCCAGGCCGCUGCGCUCAUGGCGUCGCCCGGGAUAGAAGUGGAAUUGCUGGUCAAAGGGCAUUCAGAUCUGGGAGAAGUGACCCCAGAAGUAAAACCUUCAGACAGCCAGACAUCCGUGGCAAUUGCAGGUUUGGAAUGGAGAGAGAUGGAAGGAGAUGACUGCGGGUUCCAUUAUGGAGAUGGUACAAACGAGACUCAGGACAAUGAUUUCCCAACAGUGGAAAGAAGCAGGCUUCAGGAGAUGCUGUCCUUGUUGGGGCUGGAGACAUACCAGGUACAGAAGCUCACCCUCCAGGGCUCCCUGCAGAUCACUUUUGACAGCAUGAAGAACUGGGCUCCUCAGGUCCCCAAGGACCUUCCCUGGCAUUUCCUCAGGAAGCUGCAAGCCCUUAAUGCUGAAGCCAGGAACACCACCAUGGUGCUGGACAUGCCUCCAGAUGCCUGGCCUGCCGAGAAGGAGAGCCAGACGGAGGAGGAGAUGAUCUACUGGGACCCGGCUGAGGACAUCGCGACCGAUGACAUCUACUCCUUCUCUGAGCUGCCCAUGCCUGACACACCUGUGAACCCCCUGGACCUUGUCUGUGCCCUCCUGCUGUCUUCAGACACCUUCCUGCAGCAGGAGAUCCUGCUGAAGAUGUCCCUCUGUCAGUUUGCACUACCGCUUGUGUUGCCUGAUUCGGAAAACCACUACCACACCUUUUUGCUCUGGGCCCUGCGGGGUGUCAUGCGGACGUGCUGUUUGCAGCCCCCACGGGGCCUCGGGAGCUUUCGAGAAGACAGUGUGGUCUUGUCCAGGGUGCCCACCUUUGCCUUCGUGCGCAUGGAUGUCAGCAGCAACUCCAAGUCCCAGCUGCUCAAUGCCAUCCUCAGCCCAACUCGCCGGCAGGGGGACUGCUUCUGGCAUCGGGACCUCAAUUUGGGCACUAAUCCUCGAGAGAUUGCGGAUGGGUUAGUAGAAAUCUCCUGGUUUUUCCCCAGUGGCAAGGAGGACCUGGAUGUUUUCCCAGAGCCUAUGGCCUUUCUGAACUUGAGAGGUGACAUUGGGUCUCACUGGCUGCAGUUUAAGCUCUUGACCGAAGUCUCGUCGGCUGUGUUCAUUUUGACCGACAAUAUCAGUAAGAAGGAGUACAAACUGCUGUACUCCAUGAAGGAGUCAACCACAAAGUACUACUUCAUCCUGAGCCCCUACCGGGGGAAACGGAACACAAACCUGCGCUUCCUGAACAGGCUGAUCCCCGUGUUGAGGAUAGACCACUCUCAUGUCCUCGUGAAGGUCAGCAGCACCGACAGCGAGAGCUUUGUGAGGCGGAUCCGAUCGAUUAUAUGCAGCGUGGCCCGCUCUCCUUGCAGGAGGAUGUCUGUGGAGGACAUGGCGCACGCUGCACGGAAGCUAGGCCUCAGAAUUGACGAGGACUUGGAGGAGUGCCAGAAGGCCAAGGACCGGGCGCAGAAGAUCAUCAGGAAGAUCAAGGAUGUGGAUGCCUACAAGAGGGAUGAGCUGAGGCUGCAGGGAGACCCUGCGCGGAAGGCAGCCCAAGUCGAAAGGGAGUUCUGCCAGCUCCAGUGGGUUUCGGAGCCCCCGGAGAAGCACCGGGCUGAGCUGAGACGGCGGUUCCUGGAGCUCCGGGUGCAGCAGAAUGGCCAGGAGCCCACCUCGGGGGUGCAGGAGUUCAUUCUGGGGAUAAGCAGCCCCUCCCUGGGUGAGAGGCAGUAUUUCCUGAGGUGGAUGGAGUGGGGUCUAGCUCGACUAGGCCCUCCGCGGCCAAGACAGCCUCCAGAGACCCUUCUCACCCUGAGACCGAAACUUGGUGGGGCCUCAGACUUGAACGAGCCACUCUGGCCUGAGCCCUUGGGCGUGGAGCACUUCCUGCGGGAGAUGGGACAGUUCUACGAGGCCGAGAGCUGCCUGGUGGAGGCAGGGAGGCUGCCCGCUGCCCAGAGGCGCUUUGCCCACUUCCCAGGCCUGGCUGUGGACCUGCUGCUGGGUGGGCUGCCUCUGGAGCUGGUCGAUGGGGCAACCCUGAGCAUCCCUGUUCGCUGGGUCACAGGGCUUCUCAAGGAGCUGCAUGUCCGCCUAGACAGGAGAUCUCGACUGGUGGUUCUCUCGGCUCUGGGGGUGCCAGGCACAGGGAAAUCUACACUCCUCAACACCAUGUUUGGCCUGCGGUUUGCCACAGGGAGGAGCUGUAGUCCCCGGGGGUCCUUCAUGCAGCUCCUUCCUGUAGCUGAGGGCUUCAGCCAGGACCUAGGCUGUGACCAAAUCCUGGUGAUAGACUCUGGGGGUUUGAUCGGUGGGGCCUUGGCCUCUGCUGGAGACAGGUUUGAACUGGAGGCUUCCUUGGCCACCCUGCUAAUGGGACUAAGCAAUGUCACUGUGGUCAGUGUAGCUGACACGAAGGACAUCCCACCAGCUGUUCUCCAUGCUUUCCUAAGGCUAGAGAAAAUGGGCCACAUGCCCAACUAUCAGUUUGUGCAUCAGAGCCUUCAUGACCUCUCUGUUCCCAGUCCCAAGCCCAGAGACAGGAGACCGCUCCUGGAUCCGCCCAGCGACCUGAGCAGGGCUGCUACCCACAUGGAGAAGCAGGGUGGCAGCUUCCGGACACAGGCAGGCCUGGCAGAGAGGCAACAUGUCUGGCACAUCCCCGCCCUGUGGCAUGGAGCACCACCCAUGGCUGCUGUGAGCCUGGGCUACAGUGAGGCCAUUUUUGAAUUGAAGAGGUGCCUGCUAGAAAACAUCAGGAAUGGCUUGUCCAACCAAAACAAAAACAUUCAGCAGCUCAUUGAGCUGGUGCGGAGGCUGUGAAUCUUUUGAGGGUGGUGCCUGUUGUGACAGCAGCCAGCAAGGCUGUGCCUGGCACCUGAGGGUGAAGUGUAGUGACAGACAGGAGUUAAGGGCCUCAGCAUAGUGGUAAGAAGCAGUCUCAGACUGGCUCAGAACUAUCAGGCGGGGUGAUAGACGCAGAGAGUUCUCUGUUCCUAACCCAUGUCAAGGCGGCUGGAAGUUGGCCCUCUGGGUAGCUGCUCCUUCAUUGGCCUCUGGAAUUAGGGAACAGCUCCCUUAGUCGCUGCAGGUGCUGGCAGACAGGGAUGUUGCAGUUGUUCAGAGGAAGCAAAAGAGGCUUUGCUUCCAUUCAGUCCACCGGUCCCUUGUGGGCCAGCCUUCAGGGUUCUGGGGGUGUGGCACUAACGUGCAAGGCACUCCCUGGCCCAAGCUCAUACACUGGUAUACGAGGCGCCCAGGAAGUGCCCAUCGCUCACCCUUCUGUGCUCCAGUACUUUGUCAUCCUCUCUCAACACUUCAUGGCACAUUGUCACUUGUGUGUUUACCGUCUGCCCCUAGACUGAGCUGCUUGAGGGCAGGACCUAAGGACCAUACAGCUCUGGGUCCCUAGGACCUGGCACACAUAGGCGCAUAAUAAAUGUUUGUUGAAUUAA